CGAAUAACGUGGCAAGCGUAAUUUUUGAGAGAACAGUCACAACACGAAGCUAGGCACUGCAACAACGUCAUAAUUAUAUACUAAUCUUAUCUCGGUAAAAAAAAGCCAUGGACGAGUCUACGUUGGUGUUGGUGCAAGUAGUUUUUAGGCAUGGUAUUCGCGCCCCUGAUCAUUUGGUUAGUUAUCCCGGUGAUCCCUAUCAAAAUGUCAAAUUUGAACCUUUUGGGCGUGGCCAACUUACAAAGAAUGGUCGUAAGCAAUGUUAUGAAUUUGGUAAGGAACUACGUGAUCGUUAUAAUAGCUUCUUAGGGGCUGAAUAUUAUGACUCCCUGUUGGAAGCGCAUAGUUCCGAAGUUGGACGGGCUAGAACUACCCUACAAUUGGUCCUAGCCGGACUAUUUCCUCCAACUAAAACUACUAGAAUAACCGAGGAUCUAAACUGGCAUCCUAUUCCAUUCAAUUAUCAACGUAUAACGAAAGAUCCCCUGUUCGGACCUAUGAUUCUGCAGGUCACUAACAACAAAAAUCAUUCGGAAUUCAAAAAGUCCCAAAACAGCAUCGAAGUAGUAAAACAUGUUGAAGGCAAACUCAAUUGGAAAAUUGACCAUGCCUCUCAAUUAACAAUGAUUUAUGAUAUCAUCAAGAGUCAGUUAGAUUUAGGGCUAGAGCUCCCUGAAUGGAUUGCGGAUAUCUAUCCCAAAAAGAUUGAACAAGAAAUUUCCACCUAUUUGACUGAGAAUAUGGCGCGUAAAGAUUAUUUAAAAGAUGGUAUAGGAUAUUUAAUGCAAAAGAUUCUUUCCGAAAUGGAGGCAAAAGUAGAAAACUUAAAAGGUGACUCACCUAAGAUUAUUUUAUACUCCGGACAUGAUAUAAACGUCGUUGCUCUGAUGCAAAUCUUGAAGUUUCCUGAACUGAUUUGGCCGUUGUACAUUGGAAGCCUAACGUUCGAACUACACAAAGUCAACGAUGAGUUCUAUGUGAAAAUAAUUUUCAUCGACGGAUACUUGCACGAGUCUGAAAAAGAGGAACGCAUAUUGAAUUUACAAACUUUGAAAGUAUUAAACAGUGACGAUGAAGCUUGGAAGUUGCCACAGCUUCGCAAGCACGUUGAAAUGUAUUUAAAAUAGUAAACAUACAGGUUAGUUUUAGUUAGUUUUUGUAUUAUGUAGCAUACUCAUUGUAAGCGCCCAAGUUUUAACAAUGAAUUUAUUUAAAACGUAACAAUUUCGGUACAAUAUUAUGACUAGAUCAUCGUAAUCAUAUAAACUAACAGCUUCCGACAUAACUGGCAAUAAAUACGACACAACAUCAAUGUGAAAAUUGAACACGCAAACCCAUCAGUCGACAAUCAUGGGUGUGGCAAAACAGAACUUAAAACUUAUGUGCCUACAAUGAUUACUAUUAGUUUAGAACCUUUUUAGAUCAUGUCCAGAGUGUAUUUUAAAUUAGUUAUUGCUUCUGAUGCUAUUGCAUAUAUUGACUGUCCUAUGAGUUGUAAUUUGUACCUACACUGCACUUCUUUAAAAGUAUCUAAAUAGAUAGUAAGGUCACCAGUCUA
This is a messenger RNA of Dalotia coriaria, 1558 nucleotides long. Its product is annotated as venom acid phosphatase Acph-1-like. Gene Ontology annotation, molecular function: phosphatase activity. The coding region runs from base 108 to 1127 and encodes 339 amino acids. NCBI's taxonomy places the organism in Eukaryota, Metazoa, Arthropoda, Insecta, Coleoptera, Staphylinidae. The transcript has 4 exons. Gene Ontology annotation, biological process: dephosphorylation. The record is from RefSeq and is a predicted model, not a curated record.